GUUAGCCUGACAUCAGGGGGGUUGACGUGUGCAGACUGCUUCAGUUACCUCUGUGUCAGUGUGGCGGUGGGUGUUAGUGUUGUGUGCUGCUGCUUCCUUCUACUCUGUUGCGUCACGCCACACUGGAUACUGCAGCCAUGGACGACCUAGGUAAUAUUGCAAGACAUGAUGCCGGUCCAGCUGUUCCCGGUGAUGCUGCAGGUCCAUCGGAGGCUGUCUUAGACGUCCCGGGUCCAUCAGCGGCUGUCUUAGACGUCCCGGGUCCAUCAGCGGCUGUCUUAGACGUCCCGGGUCCAUCGCCGGUAGUCUUAGACGCACCGGGUCCACCAGCCGCUGUCUUAGAUGUCCCAGGUCCACCAGCCGCUGUCUUUGAUGUCCCGGGUCAGUCAGCGGCUGUCGAAGGCGUCCCGGGUCGGUCAGCGGCUGUCGAAGGCGUCCCGGGUCAGUCAGUGGCUGUCGAAGGCGUCCUGGGUCAAUCAGCGGCUGUCGGAGAUGCAACAGGCUCAGAAAGUACUGAGCUCCUAUCCAAAGACAGCGCAAAACCUGUGGCUUCUCCUUUGAAAGAAAUUUUCCCCAAGUCACUUGAGGUUUCUUCGUCCCAAAGUGACAGAGAGACUUUACUUAAAAGUGCUCAGAGUUUGGGUUUUCCUCAAGAGAAGGAAAAAUUAAGCCAGCGAUUUCCUUCAGGCAAAGGGAGUCAGGAAUUUUUAUUAACUGGGAUUUCAAAAAACGACAGUAGUGAUCCGAAUUAUGGGGAAAAAUUGUCACCUUUGGGAAGUUACGUGGAACUAUCCACAACCCAAGUUUGUCAAAGUCUUUCUGUAAGUAGUGAUAAAUAUUUCUCCCAGUCCAGAAAUAACAUUGAGUUGGUAUCCAUUGUUCAUCAGAAAUUUAGCAAUAAUGAAACUAAGGAAACUGGAAUCAAUCGGUGCAUUUCUGCGUUAAACGACCUGUCUUCAUGUCAGGAUGACCAGGGUGCCAAAGCAGGCAAGGAUGAUGACCAGGGUGCCAUGGCAAGCAAGGAUGAUGACCAGGGUGCCACAGCAGGCAAGGAUGACGACCAGGGUGCCACGUUAGCAGAAAAGGAUGACCAGGGUGCCACGGCAGCAGGCAAGGAUGACCAGGGUGCCAUUACAGCAGACAAUGACGACCAGGGUGCCACUGUAGCAGACAAGGAUGACGACCAGGGUGCCACAGUAGCAGAAAAGGAUGACCAGGGUGCCACGGCAGCAGGCAAGGAUGACGACCAGGGUGCCAUUACAGCAGCCAAUGACGACCAGGGUGCCACUUUAGCAGACAAGGAUGACGACCAGGGUGCCACUGUAGCAGACAAGGAUGACGACCAGGGUGCCACUGUAGCAGACAAGGAUGACCAGGGUGCCACUGUAGCAGACAAGGAUGACCAGGGUGCCACUGUAGCAGACAAGGAUGACCAGGGUGCCACUGUAGCAGACAAGGAUGACGACCAGGGUGCCACUGUAGCAGACAAGGAUGGCGACCAGGGUGCCACUGUAGCAGACAAGGAUGACGACCAUGGUGCCACUUUAGCAGACAAGGAUGACGACCAUGGUGCCACUUUAGCAGACAAGGAUGACCAGGGUGCCACUUUAGCAGACAAGGAUGACCAGGGUGCCACGGUAGCAGAUGACGACCAGGGUGCCACCGUAGCAGACAAGGAUGACGACCAGGGUGCCACGAUAGCAGACAAAGAUGACCAGGGUGCCACGGUAGCAGACAAGGAUGAACAGGGUGCCACGGUAGCAGACAAGGAUGACCAGGGUGCCACGGUAGUAGACAAGGAUGACGACCAGGGUGCCACAGCAGAUAACUAUGACCAGGGUGCCACGGUAGCAGACGAGGAUGACCAGGGUGCCAUGGUAGCAUUCAAGGAAUACGACCAGGGUGCCACGGUAGCAGGCAAGGAAUACGACCAGGGUGCCUCGGUAGCAGACGAGGAUGACCAGGGUGCCACGGUAGCAGACAAUGACGACCAGGGUGCCACGGUAGCAGACAAUGACCAGGGUGCCACGGUAGCAGGCAAGGACGACCAGGGUGCCACGGUAGCAGGCAAGGAUGACGACCAGGGUGCCACGGUAGCAGGCAAGGAUGACGACCAGGGUGCCACGGUAGCAGGCAAGGAAGACGACCAGGGUGCCACGGUAGCAGGCAAGGAUGACGACCAGGGUGCCACGGUAGCAGGCAAGGAUGACGACCAGGUUGCCACGGUAGCAGGCAAGGAUGACGACCAGGUUGUCACGGUAGCAGGCAAGGAAGACGACCAGGGUGCCACGGUAGCAGGCAAGGAAGACGACCAGGGUGCCACGGUAGCAGUCAAGGAUGACCAGGUUGCCACGGUAGCAGGCAAGGAUGACGACCAGGUUGCCACGGUAGCAGGCAGGGAUGACGACCAGGGUGCCACGGUAGCAGGCAGGGAUGACGACCAGGGUGCCACGGUAGCAGGCAGGGAUGACGACCAGGGUGCCACGGUAGCAGGCAAGGAUGACGACCAGGGUGCCACGGUAGCAGGCAAGGAUGACCAGGGUGCCACGGUAGCAGGCAAGGAUGACGACCAGGGUGCCAUGGUAGCAGGCCAGGAUGACGACCAGGGUGCCACGGUAGCAGGCCAGGAUGACGACCAGGGUGCCACGGUAGCAGGCCAGGAUAACGACCAGGGUGCCACGGUAGCAGGCCAGGAUGACGACCAGGGUGCCACGGUAGCAGGCAAGGAUGACGACCAGGGUGCCACGGUAGCCGGCAAGGAUGACGACCAGGGUGCCACGGUAGCAGGCAAGGAUGACGACCAGGGUGCCACGGUAGCAGGCAAGGAUGACGACCAGGGUGCCACGGUAGCAGGCAAGGAUGACCAGGGUGCCACGGUAGCAGGCAAGGAUGACGACCAGGGUGCCACGGUAGCAGGCAAGGAUGACGACCAGGGUGCCACGGUAGCAGGCAAGGAUGACGACCAGGGUGCCACGGUAGCAGGCAAGGAGAUGACGACCAGGGUGCCACGGUAGCAGGCAAGGAUGACGACCAGGGUGCCACGGUAGCAGGCAAGGAUGACCAGGGUGCCACGGUAGCAGGCAAGGAUGACGACCAGGGUACAGAAACAGACGACUGUGAAAAUGCAGAGGUUAAGAAGCCAAGCAAGAAGUGCGCCAUAAUGUAAGGUUACUGCUGUUUACUGGUGCGUCGAGACGGUGAAAGCUCUCUAAUGGACAGGUGCACGUGCACGCACGAGGUGCACUGUCACAUCACUCGCGUAUAGAAUCUAGUGUGUACAUAUCAAACUGUGUUCAGUCACUCUUCCAUCUGUCAUGUUUUGCAGAAGAAAGUUUAUGGGAAAUCAGGGAAAGUUUAAUAUACAUGAACCCAUGACUGUGACAUUAUCUUUAUUUAACGCAAUAAAG
Messenger RNA from Cherax quadricarinatus, 3407 nucleotides. The record is from RefSeq and is a predicted model, not a curated record. NCBI's taxonomy places the organism in Eukaryota, Metazoa, Arthropoda, Malacostraca, Decapoda, Parastacidae.